This is a messenger RNA of Pteronotus mesoamericanus, 4926 nucleotides long. It is a transcript of the gene ZNF831, whose product is annotated as zinc finger protein 831. The transcript is spliced from 5 exons. Bases 1 to 4926 code for a protein of 1641 amino acids. NCBI's taxonomy places the organism in Eukaryota, Metazoa, Chordata, Mammalia, Chiroptera, Mormoopidae. The record is from RefSeq and is a predicted model, not a curated record.
AUGGAGGUGCCAGAACUCGCCUGCCCUGUCUCGCCCGCCAGGGACCCGCCAGCUCCCGCUCCCGGACCCCCAGGGGCCGCAGGUGGGCAGGCCCCGCCGCACCUGGCCCUGGGCCCCGCCAUCCUGCCGCCCGAGCAGGGCCGGGCCCCCGCCGUGUUCCUGAAGGCGCUGCCCAUCCCCCUGUACCACACAGUGCCUCCCGGGGGCCUCCAGCCGCGGGCCCCCCUGGUGGCAGGCAGCCUGGACGGGGGCGGCGUGCCCUUCCUCCUCAGCCCCCUGCUGCAGCCUGAAGGGCCGGGCCCCGCCCACGCUGGGAAGCCAGCCACGCCGACGCUCACCGUGAGCAUCGUGGGCGCUCUGCCUGUCCUGUCGCCGGGCCCGGGGCCUGCACUGGGCGGCCUGGGGAAGGCGCGCCACGCCGGCAAGUACCUGUGCCCGCACUGUGGCCGGGACUGCCUGAAACCCAGUGUUUUGGAGAAGCACAUUCGGUCCCACACCGGAGAGAGGCCCUUCCCCUGUGCCACCUGCGGCAUCGCCUUUAAGACCCAAAGCAACCUGUACAAGCACAGACGCACCCAGACGCACCUCAACAACUCUCGGCUGUCCUCGGAAUCCGACGGCGCCGGGGGCAGCCUCCUGGAGGAGGGGGGCAGGGCUGGAGGGGCCCCCCGGGCAGCCGGCCCGGGGGGCAGCUGGAGCCCAGGCCGGGGUGAUGGGGCUCCAUCAGAGAGACCCCUUUCUCCAGGGGUCCAGGGCACUGCGCAUGUCUCCCCAGUUGCCAAAAACGUCGAUCUCAAGUUGGAAGCAGUUUGCUGCCCAGGGUCUGCAGCUGCGGACGGAGAGGCCCGCACGGCGUCCACCGGGCUCUCCACAGCGGCCGGUCCCCAGCCCAGGCGCCCGCUGCCAGGGCAGAGGUCUCCGCCGGCCAGCAGGGCCUGCUCCCUGCCACAGCAGCAGGCACCGCCCUCGGAGAAGCCCUGGGACACCAAGGCCUCGGAGGGCCGGCUGAGGAAGUGCGAGAGCACCGACUCGGGCUACCUGUCCCGCUCGGACAGCGCGGAGCAGCCGCUGGCCCCCAGCAGCCCCCUGCACAGCCUGUCGGAGCACAGUGCGGAGUCCGAGGGGGAGGCUGCCCCGGGGCCCGGGGGUGCCAGGGCCGCGCCGGGAGGCCGGGGGCCCAGCCUCGAGCUGGAGAAGCGGCAGCUGGAGGAACGCAUUGCCCGGCUCAUCUCGCACAACCAGGCUGUGGUGGACGACCCCCAGCUGGACCACGUGCGGCCCCGCAAGACAGUCCUGUCCAAGCAGGGCAGCAUUGACCUGCCCAUGCCCUACACCUACAAGGACUCUUUCCACUUUGAGAUCCGGGCGCCGGAGCCCGGCCGUAGGCGGCCCGGUGCCCCCCGCGCCGCCCGCUCCACCUGCACGCCGCUGGACAAGGCGCGGCCGCUCUUCUUCCACUCCGUCCCCACUCAGCUCUCCGCCACCGUGGAGUGCGUCCCUGUCACCAGGAGCAACUCGCUGCCCGUCGUCGAGGGUACCAGGACGUGGCAGGAGCCGCCAGAACCCCAGGACGCCUGUCCCAGGAGGCAGAAGCCUCUGAGCCCCAGGCCCGCCGCUGCCCGACUGGCGGAUGUCCCCAGCGGUCACCCCCGGGCCCUGGUGAGACAGGCUGCGGUGGAGGACCUGCCGUGUCCCCCCACUAGAGACACCAUGACCCCCAGAGAGGACCCGGAUGGAAAGAAGGCGGUGGCAGGGGACGAGGGGGCUGCUGGCAGGGGCCGGGCGGCCGGGAGGAGAUGCAGCCAGAGAAGGCUGCAGAUGUUCUCUCAGGAGCGGUGGCGCGUGUACGGGCGCGAGACCUUCCAGCGGCUCUACCAGAAGAUGAGAGCCAGCCGCCAGGGGAGCAGGAAGGCCAGGGAGGUGGGGGCGGGCUGCGGGGCGGAGCAGGGCCUUCCUCCGCAGGAAGAGGCAGCAGGGGGCGAGGGCGCAGCCCGUACUCACGGCAGGAGGACCCCUGUCUGCGGGGACGCGUCUGUGGGGGCCCAGCCAGGGCCUGUGGGAAGUCCGCCGGCCGCAGAAGGCUCCUUGGUGACCGAGUCCCCCAAGCAGAGGCAGACGGUGGCCACAUCCGCAGGCGAGGAGCAGCCCAGGGGGAGCGGGGCCGCGUCGCCCCCCCGCCACUGCGGAGAGCCCCCGUGUUUGGACGGCAAGAGCCCUGUGCCUCCUCCACGUGGGAGCCUGGAGCCGGGGUGUCCGCUGCCACCAGCACCCGGCCCCCUCAAAGGUGGGGACCAAGAGGCUCCUAGGCUGGUUCUGCCAGACCCCGAGCAGGAAGGAGGCGCCCAGGGCGGUGGGGACGCGAAGGAGCCCUGCCAGCAGGCCCUCGUCCUCCCCGCGCGGCCCUGCGGCAGCUCUGGGGAGCCCCCGCCCGUGGAGCCCCCGCUGCCCUCAGAGAGGAAGAAGCUGAGGGUGGAGGGGCCGAGCGGUGUGGAGCUGCCGGGGCCUCUGGGAGCCGGAGGCCAGGCCCCAGCGCCCCCCGGGCAGGCCGCCUCCUCACCGUCCUGGAACCAGGACGGCGGCCCUAGGGACAAGCCAGCGGGGCCACACAGGAGCGCCGAGUGCACUGCGAGGGGCCGGGCCGGGCCCCCGGAGGCCUCUGGUGCACAUUUCUCUGCUUCCUCGGUGGCCCCGAGGCCCGUGGGGCUGAGGGACAAGGAGCCUGGUCUUGGCCCUGCCGCUGCAGUCCCAGGGGGUCGCUCACCGCCACUGCCGCAGACUCAGGCUUCUGACGUCCCUGCAGCCCCAACGCACACCACCUUCCCCCCCAAGUACCUGCUCAGGUUACCUCAGGGAGAGACCUCACCACCCCAGCCUGGAGCCCGGGGGCCCCUCGGGGGGAGCGGGUGGCCGGAGGACCCAGCGUCCUCUGCUGGGUCAGAGCCGGCGACCCUCCUGCCUUCCCUCCCAGAUGCAGGCCUGGCCCCAGGGAGAGCGGACGGCUGCAGGGAGGGUCCCAGCUGGUCCAGGCUGUGGGGCAGGGGAAAGAGGGCGCCGGAAGAGGGGCGAGGAGACAUGGACCCCAACACGCCCCAGGCUGGGGCGUCUCCUGGCACAGCCGCCGUCCUGCCUGCCUGGGCCUGUGGCCCCCAAAGGACUGAGACCCGCGAUGCGGGGCACCUCCGCUCGGGCAGCACUGGGGCCAGCGCCCAGCCCCCCGGGGCUGCCCUGAAUCCCUGGCCACUGGACAAGGACUUGGCGGAGCCUCCUGAAAAUGUCCCGGAAGGCCCUCCUCCGGGGCCCCCCGCAGAGCACAGUCCCCGCUGCUCCCUGCGGCCCAGCUCCAUCCUCUCCUCGGCCCAGCUGCCCGCGGGCUGGCCCGGGCUGGCCGCGGGGGCGCGCUCAGACAGUCCGGGGAGCGGGGGGCCCCAGGGCCCCUUCCCCUCGCUGAGGGCCGAGCCCAGGCUCACCUGGUGCUGCUUGGGCCGCAGCCUCCCUCUGCCCGCCGAGCAGGAGAAGGCCGCGUCGGCGUGCUGGGUGCCGCACCGCCCUGGUGGCUGUCCCCCGGGCCAGGGCGCAGACGCCCGGCCGGCGAGCAAGGCCGCGUCGGGACGGUGGACCAGGACCAGCCCGGCAGAAGGAGGGGCAACGCGGCCAUGGAAGCUCUCCUACCUGACAGCCCCAGGGGGCACGUCCGGGGACGCGGGGCCCGAGCCAGCGUGGAAGAAAGGACCGCCCCGGAGGAGAGCGAAGCCGUCCCGCGGGAGCAGCAAGCAGAAGGCACUGAGAAGGUACCGAGGGAGCUUCUUGCAGGGCCGCGUGCAGCUCAGAGCGAGGAGACUGCGCAAGCCACUCUGGGCGCUGAGAAAAGACAGCCACCCUCCCCACGGCGAGGGGCUGGACCCACGCCGGACCCUCGGGCAGGCUGCUUCGGAAACGGCAGAGCUCAGUCUGCAAGGGGAGCCGCCUUGUGCCUCUGCAGCCUUGUCUCUUGGCUGUGGGAAGGGGGAGGAAGAGGAGGAAGACCGAAGACCGACGUCAGGAGGCGCCUCUCCCAGUGCAAGCUCGAGGGGAAGUGUGCAGGAUGUUACUCCGUCUGCUGGCGAGCACAGCGACUGUUCCCCUCAGAACACUGCGGUCGGGUCAGGGUUGUCUCUGCCCCCUGACUCCUGCGUGCAGGUGGCCGGCAACAGCCUUUUGUCCCGUGGCAGAGGUCUCGACGUGGGCUUCCCUGAGACCCCGCGCGUGCCCUCUCAGGAGCAAGUCUCGGCAGAUGCGAAACCGGACAUUGUCUCAGAUGCUCAAGAACCGGCGUCCCUCGAGCCCAAAGGAAACGCUCUCUGCUGUGACGCUGCUGCCUCUGGGGCUGCCAUCUGUCCUUCUCUGGGGGCGAGAGGAGGUCACACAACCCUGGGAGCUCCCGGCACAGAGGCACAGGAGCCUGGCCGAGCUGCCGGGGAUGCUCUGACACGCGGCUCCCCAGACAGUGAAGCCACAGUGCAGGGCACAUCACUGUCACUGUCGCCGGGGAGACCAUCCCCGGGGCAGAGACUCUCGAGUUUGGUUCCAUCAAGGCCACCUGGCAAAACUCACCUUGAAAUACCAGCUUCAGGGCCAGGGUCAACUAGUUCACACCAAGACGCAGCGAGACCCAAGGCGCUUCUCCCUUCCGGGGGGCGCCCUGGGUGCGGGGAGAUGCCUGUCUCCUGCCCUCCCAUGGGAAAGGACAGGGAGAAAUGCCAUGAAUCUGGAUUCAGGGCCCCGCAGGAUGGCGUCGUUCCUUCUAAGUCAGGGCAGCCCACAGAAGUCUCACAAGCCCCUUCGAAAACAAUCAAGAAAAGGAGUUUGGAAGGAAUGAGGAAGCAAAGCCGCGUGGAGCUCAGCGACACCAGCAGCGAUGACGAGGACCGGCUAGUGAUAGAAAUCUGA